Messenger RNA from Arachis ipaensis, 1212 nucleotides. RefSeq lists its product as uncharacterized. The record is from RefSeq and is a predicted model, not a curated record. NCBI's taxonomy places the organism in Eukaryota, Viridiplantae, Streptophyta, Magnoliopsida, Fabales, Fabaceae.
CGCUUCUUCUAUCCCUUUAUCUAUCUUUACAGCUUUCUCUGAUUCUCGUUCUUCCCCCUCUUCUCCUUCUUUAUUUGAAUUCUUCAGACGAAAGCACAAACCCUUCGUCACAAACAGAAAGUAAUAAAAGCUUUCAUCGCUUUUGGCUUUUAAGAUUCUCUCUUGUUCCCUUUCUUCUGCGUGUUUUCUUCCUUUCCCCGCCAUCCACGCAGGCAGAAGAAGAUGGCGUCGUCGUCUCUCGGCAUUGCUUGCGGCGGAAACAGCCGCCUUACCGCUGCUAACUUCGGAAUCCAGGAUCGGUGUUGUUUUGCCUCGCCGUGUUCCGUCGUGAUCGGAGACCUGGCGCGCUCCACGGCGUGGAAGGGGAGGAUCUCGAUGGCUUCGGCGGCGCCAGCGGCGGCUAGGGGAGCGGUGGUGGAGAAUCGGAUGAGCAUUGAGCCGUUCGGGAAGAGAGAGGAUUCUAAUAAUGGAGGAGGCCGUGACAGCGCUGCCGUCUUGGAGGCGCAGGAGAGGCUGGACACGUGGAUGAGGGAAUCAGUGGUGGAAAUCGUGAAGAAUCUGAAGGAGGCGCCGCUUCUGGUGCAGAUUUUUUCUAAGAGAAAGGGAGAAGAAACCACCACAUCGACGACGACGGAGAAGCAGGUGGUUGUUGACGAUUGGCCAGCGGUGAAGCAACGGUGGGAGUCAGGGGAGACGCCGGUGCCAGAAGGAGUCAUCUUCGUGGAGGAGAUCGGAGGGGAGGACGAGGCGGAGGACGGCGGUUCCGAUACAGAAAGAACAACAAGAGCGUGGGGAAUCGUAGUUCAGGGGAAAGGUGUAGGGUGCGGGCCGGUUUGCUACCUCUUGAAAACGAGCCGGGUCGGAUCUGGUCCUGGAUCGGGCAUGGGCUUGUGUUCGACCCAUUUUUGUUUGGUUCGGGUGAAGAGCUUCAGAGAAAGCGUGGAGUCUCAGCUGAAGAAUUGUUGGUUGCUACAGAGUCAGUGGCAGUAGCGGGAAGUAUUGGAAGUUGCAUAAUCUCUAUUCACUCAAUGAUUUUGUGAAACCAUGGCUUGGUGGUUAUAGUAAUUAGUAGGGCGCUGUGGUUCAAUUUGUACAGAUUAAAAAUGCUAUCUUAGGUUAAGCGGAUCAUGUCAUGGACUACUUCUUUAAUUUAUUGAAAAUUGAUAAUUGGAUUACUUAAUUUCAUGCUAAUCAAAAUUCCCAUUAUUCUUA